CACGCCGAUAGCACUGACAAGCGACCAUUCCGCUCCAGUGUGCUCCCCCUUGCCUACAGCAGCAUCUUCCCCUCUAUAUGACAGUCCAUUUAACCAUGUUGCAGGCGCGCAUUUAUCAAGCCCCGUCUCAUCCAAUGAGAAUGGGCGACUGGACCACACCCUAAAGAGUCGACCUCAACGCGCUGAUUACACUGGUCGCAUGGGAUUCACUCGGACUCAAUUCACUCGCUUGGAAUUGACCCUCCCUCCCUUCCAUCUUUCCAUUGCUAUAUAUCUUUGCUUUUGGCGCAUACGCCUGUGCAAGGUGCAUAGAGCUCAUUAUCUUUCUACAUUCGGCAUAACAGCAUCUCCACCAACGAUCAUACGUCAUGAAAUUUGGGCACAACCUACCCAGGAAUCAGGUUCCGGAGUGGGCAUCGUCGUACAUCAACUACAAGGGCCUUAAAAAGCUUGUCAAGACUGCCGCUGAAGCUCCGAAGAAGGGCUCGGAUUUAGAUCUAGCAGAGUUCUUCUUCUCUCUCGAUCGUAAUCUCGAAGACGUCGAUAGCUUCUACAAUAAGAAGUACGCAGAAUGCGCUCGACGACUCAGGCUUUUGCAUGGCCGCUAUGGACGGGUCACACAGGUACCAGAGGGUAUCGAUAAGGAUGAGGCACAAGACUUGAUGGGCGCGCUGCUCGAGCUGCGCAGUCAAAUGCGGAAGCUGCAAUGGUACGGCGAGGUCAAUCGCCGAGGGUUCAUCAAGAUCACAAAGAAGCUGGACAAAAAGGUACAGACCGUGUGCCUACAGGAACGCUAUUUGACCUCGAAAGUCAACCCUAAACCGUUCGCACAUAAUCUACCUCUGAAUCAAGAUAUGAAGGCAGUCAACGAGUGGCUUUCGGGCCUCGGCGACGUUAAAACCUUCGACGAUAGCGGUUCCACUCAUUCUUCGGCUUCUCUGGGCAGGGUCCCGGGUCGCUCGCUGCACCUUCCUUCCGGCCUUCUGGACGCAGUGGAUCUGGCAAUACGUGGCGACAAAGUCAAUGACCUCAACCAACACCUUGAUGAGGCUUCUGCAAGUAAUGGCGUAGCCAGCUCUUCGUACCAGCAGAUACUCCUCAACUUCCUUCAACGCGCCAUAUCAUGCCGAUCUAGAUUGUGCAUAGAUAGGCUGCUGGAGGACAUUGAAUCUCUUGACGAGGAGGACGACAUCAACAAGCGUAAUUGCAUACAUCGUUUAGUCAUCAAUAUUGGCCGGUCAAAGAGCGGUGGAACGCUUGGAGCUGACGGUGCUCUACUACAAAGUUCUGGGGAAGCCCGUAGCUUCAUAAUACCUGCGACUGAUCCAAAUCGCCAACCUCGACCAUGUACGACUACCGAGGAAGAGUCGACCAAGCUCUUGAGUGCGAACGAUGACUCAGUGCGUCUACUCGUAUAUCUGCUUGAUAAGCUUCGGCCAAAUCAGCGCAUGGCGCUUCAGUCUCGCGAUUCAUACCAACGGUUACCGUUGCACUACGCUGCCCAAUACGGAUUUCUCGUUAUCUGUCAGGUCGUCAUCAAGCAUAUGCAGGACUGGGGCCAAUUUGAUGUCUCCCAGGGCAUCGACUCGUCAGACUGGCAGGAUAACGAGGGCUACGCCCCGCUUCAUCUCAGCGUAGUUGGAGGCCACGCACUCACAACGAGAGCUCUUCUGGAGGCAGAAAACUGGCAGGGAUCGAGCAAGAAGAAGCUCACGUCGAGGAAGACCAUUUCUCAGUCAGGAGCAGCCCUGGCGCUUGCGACCCGGUCAAACUUCGUGGCUAUCGUCAAGCUUCUGGUCGAGGCUGGUGUGAACGUUAACUACCAGGAUGAAGGAGGUGAGACAGCUCUCCACAUGGCUGCACGGUAUGGUUACGAUGAAUGCGCGAAAGUCCUGCUAGAAAGUCCCCGCACCAACCAGACAGAAGUCGACAUUCCCGAGAACACUUUUGCGUGGACUCCACUAUUCAUUGCCUGUGUCGAUAACCACCUCCCGAUCAUCGAGAUUCUGGUCGCGGCUGGAGCCGAUCUGCAGAGGUGCGACAACUCUGGCUGGACGGCUAAGGAGCAUGCCGCACUUCGGGGACACAUGGAUAUUGCAACCAGACUUGAUGAGCUGGCCCCCGCAACAGGCUCGCCACGUGCAGCACCCACGGACACAAGAAUCGCUCGAGCAGGAUCCCCUCCGCAAUCGUCGCUUGAUGAACGCAGAUCCAAGAACUUGAACCGUGAGAACGGCAACGUUUUGCAGAAAGUGCCGGAACCCGUCAAGACGUUUGGCCAUCGCUACCUACAAAAGGAAACGAUGGUUUUAGUCAGCCUUGGUUCCAUGGACAUCAGAAAAGACAUACCAGCUGUCAAACUCGACGAUAUCCCUCUUGCUGAUGCUCACGCGACCCAGCUCGACACUGCGCUGUCAGUAGUUGUGUCGGCUUCGGGUGCUAAUGGCGAACCCACUCUCAUUGACCUACCAGUGCAGGAUAACAUCGCCACCGAGCCCAUAACCUUCAUGACCACCGAUGUUUCUAAAGUCAAACUUCUAUUCGACAUCGUCCCAACGUAUGCAGGGUCGCACGAUCGCGUUGUGGGGCGGGGCGUGGCCCUGUUAUCCACCAUCAAGACUAGCAUCGGCUCUAAGCGCAUCUCGCUACAAGGUGAUAUGAAGGUGCCAAUUGUCGCAGCUUCCACUUUGGACGUUAUUGGCGCAGUAAAUUUCAACUUCCUAAUCAUCACCCCUUUCGAUCAUCCAAACAUGUCUGUUACCGAGCAGCAUACCUACUGGAAAAAGAUGGCGUCCACCAUGGUUAUUGGGCAUCGCGGCCUUGGCAAAAACACCGCUUCGCGUACAUCAUUGCAACUGGGCGAAAACACCAUCCAGUCUUUCAUCUCCGCCGCCAAUCUGGGAGCAGAGUACGUCGAGUUUGAUGUACAGUUGACUAAAGACCAUGUGCCCGUCAUCUACCACGACUUCCUGGUCAGUGAAACGGGUAUCGACGCACCAGUGCAUACGCUCACCUUGGACCAAUUCCUGCACAUCGGUGAAGGCCAAAAGCCACGACAAUCUCGCCCAAGUUCUCCAGAGCCGUUGCCAGUCCUUAAUGGCACCAACGGCACGGACGAUCGCCCGAACCCGCGAAGAUUACGAUCUUACUCCGUGGAUAACUCAAAGCAGCGCAACAUCCACAUGGACCGCCAAUUCGAGCUCACGGAGCGGAUGAAGUACACACGGGACUUCAAGAAAAAGGGCUUCAAGGGGAACACCCGAGGUACCUCGAUUCAAUCGUCUUUCACCACGCUCGAAAUGAUGUUCAAUCAACUACCCGAAUCAGUGGGUUUCAACAUCGAAAUGAAAUACCCCAUGCUUCAUGAGUCGGAAGAAGAAGAGAUGGAUCAGUACGCUGUCGAGCUGAACUCCUUUGUCGACACAGUAUUGCAGAAAGUGUACGACAAGAUGGGAGGGCGCAACGUCAUCUUCUCGUCGUUCAAUCCCGACAUUUGCCUCAUGCUGUCGUUCAAACAGCCCUCGAUUGCAGUCCUAUUUCUCACCGAUGCGGGCACGUCGCCUGUGGGUGAUGUGCGCGCUUCGAGUCUACAAGAGGCGAUCCGUUUCGCGAGCCGAUGGAACUUGCUCGGUGUCGUGAGUGCUGCUGAGCCGCUUGUGAUGUGUCCAAGAUUAGUCAAGGUGGUCAAGGAGAGUGGACUGGUCUGUGUUAGUUACGGGACGUUGAACAACGAUCCUAUUAAUGUUAUGUUGCAAAGGAAUGAAGGAAUCGACGCCGUUAUCGUGGACAGCGUCCUCAAAGUCCGGCAAGGUCUCCAAGCGCCGGGCCAAGCUAUAGCUGCUGGUCAUACCAAUGGCGCGACGUUGGUUGUACCCUCGACUUCUAUUCCUACCAUCAACGAAGCCGGCGAGGCGUUGCAGGGAGGCCAGCAGUCAAUCUGAAUUGGGAACGGCAAAUCGGAACCCAUAUUGUUAUCAUAAUCUUAAGGGGUGUUUGGAAACCAUGCACAUAUUGGAAGACGGGAACGGUUUUGGAAUUCGGCAGUAGAGUGCUACAGGAGCUUUUCAAUAGGCGUGUUUGAUACAGAGAUCGAUCUACUAGAAUUUGGUUUGACGCGAUAUGGUUGUCCACAUGCGGUUCGCCCCUUGGCGAUUUUUGAUAUGUGCCAUACUAUGAUGCGCGUGCUCACAUGACGACGCGAUAUUGGCCAGACUCGCGCG
Molecule: messenger RNA, 4220 nt
Organism: Cucurbitaria berberidis CBS 394.84
Lineage: Eukaryota; Fungi; Ascomycota; Dothideomycetes; Pleosporales; Cucurbitariaceae
Product: GDPD-domain-containing protein
Exons: 3
Coding region: 369-3941 (1190 amino acids)
Biological process (GO): glycerophospholipid catabolic process
Molecular function (GO): glycerophosphocholine phosphodiesterase activity; protein binding
Source: RefSeq, a predicted model, not a curated record